Molecule: messenger RNA, 759 nt
Organism: Tremella mesenterica DSM 1558
Lineage: Eukaryota; Fungi; Basidiomycota; Tremellomycetes; Tremellales; Tremellaceae
Exons: 4
Coding region: 30-701 (223 amino acids)
Source: RefSeq, a predicted model, not a curated record
CGCUUAGAUUGUUUGACAGGGGAAGUCCAAUGCGUGAUGAUUUGAGAGAUCUGCUGUAUGCAUGGGUGGUACAGCGUUCGGACGAGGGAAGAGGUUAUGCACCUUAUAUAAAUCUCAUCGCGGCUACUCUACUCGUCUCAUCUCCUCCUCCGACUGCCUUUCAUACUCUGAUCAACCUCCUCUCUAGACCAUGUCUCCAUGCAUUUUUCACAGAUACGAAAGACGAGAUUGAUGCCUUCUACCGGGUUUUCGAAAACCUACAGGCGGAUAGGUUUCCUAAGAUCUUCGCGAAUUGUAAGAAUUUAGGGCUCAGAUUACCGGAGAGUUAUUUCAGAUCGAUGUUGGUGGAUCAAGUGCCCUUUGAGGCUUGUUGCAGGUUGUGGGAUCAGAUCUUGCUGGAUGGCGAUGGCUACAUAUUCCGUGCUGCCCUCGCUAUAAUAGGAUUCCUCGAGCCAAGACUUUUCUAUCCCGACCGAGAAGAAAUUCUCUCCAUCCUCGAAGGUCGGAAUCGCGCCACGUUAGCUAUCACGGAACGUGAACGAGAGCGAGCUCGACUUCGCGGUGAAGUGUACCAAGAAGGAUUGGACGGUAAGUUGAGCGUGUUCGGAUUGAACGAAGAUGCCUUGUUCGGAUGGUUAGCAGAUGAUGGAUGGAGAGAAGCGAGGUUUGAGAGGUUGGUAGUACGUGAGAUGCCCGAUUAGUGUUUAGUAUGAGGUGAUGGUGAGAUCUGGUGAUAUAAAUGCAUGAUUGCUUGCAUCC